Pteronotus mesoamericanus is the source of this 1211-nucleotide messenger RNA. RefSeq names its product lactosylceramide 1,3-N-acetyl-beta-D-glucosaminyltransferase-like. The record is from RefSeq and is a predicted model, not a curated record. Lineage: Eukaryota; Metazoa; Chordata; Mammalia; Chiroptera; Mormoopidae. Gene Ontology annotation, cellular component: Golgi membrane.
AUAGAAUGUAAAGUUCUAUGGUCUUAAAGAAGCAAAUGCCCAUUUAACACGGAUUCUAAAUAAAAAUGGACAUCAGAAUGUUUGUUGGUAGCAGAAGAGUGAAAAAAUGGCAGUUUAGCCAGUUAUGUGCCGCUUGUUUUAUACUGAGCCUCAUCGUUUUUUGGGAACCAUUUGAUAAUCACAUUGUGAGCCACAUAAAGUCCUACUCUUACAGAUACCUCAUAAAUAACUAUGAGUUUGUGAAUGAGAGCCUAUCUCUUAAGCACAGCAAGGAUGGGGCUACUUGCUACCAAUACUUGAUUAACCACAAGGAGAAGUGUCAAGCACAAGACGUCCUCCUUUUACUGUUUGUAAAGACUGCUCCUGAAAACUACAACCAACGUUCUGCAAUUAGGAAAACGUGGGGCAAUGAGAAGUAUGUUCAGUCUCAACUUAAUGCCAACAUCAAGACUCUGUUUGCCUUAGGAACACCUUCUAAUCCACAGACAAGAGAAGACCUGCAAUGGAAACUGUUUCAGGAAGACCUAGUGUACAAUGAUAUAAUUCAGCAAGACUUUGCCAAUUCUUUCUAUAAUCUUACUCUUAAAUUACUUUUGCAGUUCAGUUGGGCAAAUACCUUUUGUCCACAUGCCAAAUUCCUUAUGACUGCUGAUGAUGACAUCUAUCACAUGCCAAAUCUUAUUGAAUACCUCCAAAGUUUACAACAAGUUAGUGUUCAAGACUUUUGGGUUGGUCAUAUUCACCGUGGUGCACCGCCCGUUCGGGACAAACGCAGCAAAUACUAUGUCUCCUCUGAAAUGUACCAGUGGCCAGCUUACCCUGACUAUACUGCUGGAGCUGCCUACGUGAUCUCUAACGAUGUAGCUGCCAGAGUCUACGAGGCCUCGCAGACACUUAACUCUAGUCUUUACAUAGACGAUGUCUUCAUGGGUCUCUGUGCCACUAAAAUGGGCAUAGUACCACAAUACCAUGUGUUUUUCUCGGGGGAAGGUAAAACUCCUUAUCAUCCCUGCAUUUACAAUAAAAUGAUGACAUCUCAUGGACACAUACAAGAUCUUCAGAACCUUUGGGAGGAUGCCACAGACCCUACAGUAAAAACAAUUUCAAAAGGUUUUUUUGGUGAGAUAUACUACAGGAUAAUUAAAAUAGUUCUCCUUUGCAGACUGACCUAUGUGGACACAUAUCCUUGCGGGGCUGCUUUUGCCUAAUAG